AUGGGGAAUUCUAAGAGUGGGGCACUGUCCAAGGAACUUCUGGAGGACCUGAAGUCCAAUACUAAGUACAACGAGGCCGAGCUGUGUGUCUGGUACCAGUCCUUCCUCAAGGAAUGCCCCACAGGCAGGAUCACCAAGGAGCAAUUUGAGGGCAUCUAUGCCAGCUUCUUCCCUAAUGCAGACCCUACUGAGUACGCAAGGCAUGUCUUUAGGAGCUUUGAUACCAACGCGGAUGGUCAACUGGACUUUAAGGAGUACAUUGUGGCCCUGCACCUUACCUCCGGAGGUAAGACCCUGCAGAAGCUAGAGUGGGCCUUCGCCCUCUACGACGUGGAUGGAAACGGAACCAUCAGCAAAAAUGAGAUCCAAGAGAUUGUUAAGUCAAUAUUUAACAUGAUUCCUGAGGAAGACCAAAAGGACCUGCCUGAAGAUGAAAACACACCUGAUAAGAGAGCAGAAAUCUGGGACUUUUUUGGAAAGAAGGAAGAUGACAAGAUUGCAGAGAGGGAAUUCAUUCAAGGAGUGAUGGACAACAAGGACAUCCUACGGUUGAUUCAGUAUGAUGAGCCCCAGAAAAUCAAGGACAAACUGAAGGAGAAGAAACAAUAGCUUUCUGACAAAAUCAUUCUUUUGAAUUCUAUAAGACUGUUCAAAGCUUAACUGUUUACAAACCCAACUCUCCUGCCAGACCUGGGCUC
Messenger RNA from Oncorhynchus keta (chum salmon), 698 nucleotides. Its product is annotated as recoverin-like. NCBI's taxonomy places the organism in Eukaryota, Metazoa, Chordata, Actinopteri, Salmoniformes, Salmonidae. Gene Ontology annotation, molecular function: calcium ion binding. The record is from RefSeq and is a predicted model, not a curated record.